Cuscuta epithymum is the source of this 2427-nucleotide messenger RNA. NCBI's taxonomy places the organism in Eukaryota, Viridiplantae, Streptophyta, Magnoliopsida, Solanales, Convolvulaceae. The record is from the annotation of a GenBank genome assembly.
UGCAGGUUGGAAAUAACAAGAACACCCCUGUGGCAAGUAGCACAAUUCCACCAACAAUUUUCAUGUCAGUGAGCUAAGAGUAAGUUGUUGAUCCAAGCCCCAAAUCGGAGUAAGCGCCACCAUGAAUAAUACCGUAAUUUCAAGAAAAUUCACUCUCUGGUUGUGCACACCGCACAAUCGUUCUUUUGAUUUCUCCUUAAAUCCCCGGACAUUCCCAAAUAAUCGCAACCCCUUUACCAGAAACCAAUCGAGGAUUCCGAAGUUAUUAUCUUUCUGUUCCAUAACAAGCUCCGAAUCUUUGGGUUAUGGUGGCUGGGACACUCCUCAACUCUUCAGCGACUCAGUCGGCUCAGGUGAGUCGAACCAUCUUCAUAGACUUCUGAACUCCCUGGGAAUUAAUGAUAAAAAACAUGUCUCUGUAUUCGUGUUGGGGUUUGUUUGUGCGUUAGCCAUUUCUAGAGUCAAAGUUUCAUCAUUUAUUGCAUUCCCAGCUUGUAUGGUGGUAUUUGUUCUUGGGUUCACAAUUGGGCUUGUCAAUGGAGGUAAGAUGAGCUCAUUCGGGGCAAAAAAUAUGGCAAAAGAUGGUUUGAAUGGAGUUCCUGUUGAUAAAUUGAGCUCUUUGGAAGAUGUAAUCAAAGAGUUUGGUGCUAAGAUUGUGAAUUUGAAAAAUGAUGUUAAGAAGAGUAUUGAAAGUAAUUACAUUACAGUGGGUGACCUAGAAUGUUUCAUUAACAACUUAGAGUCUGUUAAUUCGUUAACUGUUAAUGCUAGAGGUAUCCUUGAUAAUUGUAUAAUAAUUAGAACCCAGGAAGUGGAAAGAAGCUCAAAUCAAAAGCAGAGUAGGCGGAAGAAAGAUCCAAGAGAUAAUCAGUUUGGCAUCCCUUGGUUCUUUUCAGGCCUGUUUCGAGAAAAACCAGAUUUGAAGUAUAAUAAAGUGAAAGUUCCCAAAGAUGAUGAGCUAAUGGAUGGGAAUAUAUUAGGCUCUUCUACUUAUGAUAGAAAUAAAAACAAUAUAUUGAAAAAGGAAGCAAGUACUAGAUCAAACCCAGAUGCUGAUGGCAAUGCAAAUCCGCCUGAAAUGGAUUAUACGACUUUUGGAAGUCGACAAUAUGGUUAUUGGACUAACAGUUCCCAAUACAUUAGGAACCAGAGAAUCUCUCUUAACAAUGUUUAUCCUAAAGAAGAUGGGAUUUGGACAUCCGAUGAGUUCUUAAGCAACUCUAUGGAGUUUUCUGAAACUGUUUCUUCUUUUCGGCAAGAGGAAGAGGUCACAGAGUUAAAAGGAAAUUAUAGCAUGUUUAAUGGGCCAAAGAUGGAUGAAGAAGACCAUGGAAAGGAUGAUAUUAACUUCAAUAAGUACAUUUCUGAAGCUAAUGCUCUUCUGGAAGAAGCUAAGAGUUGCUUACAGCAAAAGGGUGAUGAUAAGAUUGCAGAUGGUGCAUUCCAGAAGUCUGCACUUGUGCUUUCAAAAGCUACACACAUUAGACCUGUGAGCUCAUUGGCUGUGGGCCUUUUGGGAAACACAUACCUUCUCCAUGGAGAGCUAAAACUGAGGAUCAGCCGUGAAUUGAGAAUGCUACUACUCACUAGAGCAAAUGCACAAAGUAAUAAAUUUGGGAGGAAAGAGGAAAUUGCUUCGUAUCUGGGUAAUGUGUGUGAAGAGUGUGAAGAAUUGCUGAUUAAGGCAGGAAGGCAGUAUAAGCUGGCUCUGUCGAUUGAUGGGAACGAUAUGAGAGUGUUGUAUAACUGGGGGCUUGCUCUCAAUUUCCGAGCGCAAUUGAUUGCAGACAUUGGACCAGGUGCAGCACGUGAUGCCGACAAGGUGUUCAUGGCUGCCAUUGAUAAAUUUGAUGCAAUGAUGUCUAAAAGUAAUGAUUAUGCACCUGAUGCACUAUUUAGAUGGGGUGCAGCUUUACAACAAAGAUCUCGCCUUCGGCCCAAAAGAAGUAAAGAGAAGGUUAAGCUGUUGCAGCAGGCUAGAAGAUUAUAUGAAGAUGCACUUGGUAUGGACUCUGGGAAUGUACAAGUUCAGAAAGCCUUGUCAUCCUGCAUAUCUGAGCUCAACUGGUUCAAUUAAUAGUCUCAGUCUUUUUUCUGACCUGGGAGUAAAAGGGGAGAGUACCUCUGAUCAUAUCUGAACAGCAGUUAUAGAAACAUGAGAGACGUUCACGAUUACAAAAACAAUUCCUAGAGGUCCAUGUUUAGUUUUUAUUCUCAUUAUAUCUAACAAAAGUCUAUGAUACAGAGAAAAUGUCUGUGAAACUCUUCUUGAGAGUAUGUUGGUGUAUUGAGAUUCAGGCUAGUUUUUGUUGGGCAAGUCACAAUUAUAUGAGGUUAGAUUGUUCGAUCAUUGUCUCAAGCAUCACGUUUGCAUAUAUUCAAAGUGAAUAUGUUUUAAAUAUAAACAUUUCAUGAUCGUCUCAAGCA